AUGGAAAGUGGCAAGGUGGAGGGUGUGGCCUUUGACGUUGACCCACCGUCGUCGAUAUCGGACUCAUGGGAGAAACUUGUGAGUCACGAUAAUGAGAAUAACGCGCUGGCAGGAAAGUCGUUCAAGGGUGCGCUCAAUGCGCCGAACAUUGACGUUGGCAAGCGUGGGGAGCUCAUGCCGUAG
Molecule: messenger RNA, 183 nt
Organism: Peronospora matthiolae
Lineage: Eukaryota; Oomycota; Peronosporomycetes; Peronosporales; Peronosporaceae
Source: the annotation of a GenBank genome assembly